UUAUGGAAACAAAUUUACCACUUACUCGAGUAAAAAAAAUUGCAAAAAUUUCUUUAGCAGAAGCCAACCCUUCAACAACUUCAAAAAAUUUAAUAACUUCCGAAGCUGUUAAUUUAUUGACAAUUGCAACAGAAAAAUAUAUUCAACUUUUGAGUAAAUCUGCUUGGAAUUGGACUUUGGCAAGUUCUCGAAGAACUUUACAAGUUGUGGAUAUUGGUUAA
Meloidogyne enterolobii is the source of this 221-nucleotide messenger RNA. The record is from the annotation of a GenBank genome assembly. NCBI's taxonomy places the organism in Eukaryota, Metazoa, Nematoda, Chromadorea, Rhabditida, Meloidogynidae.